UUAUUAUUAUUAUUAUUGUCUGUCGGUGCCUUCCUUCCAUAGUUCCAUUCAUUCUUCGUCUUCCAAACCACACUCCUAUACAGUACCCCUCCACUCCAGUACCAAGCUAUGUAAUAUUACUAAAUACUAAUCCAAAUACUCUUCUUCUUCUGUAGCUUCGAUUAAUUGCCUGCUACUACCGGAGCCCGAAUCACGAUGAUGAGAGCGCCAUUACUGGAUUUCUCUUCUCCUUCGACCACUACUCAUUCUUCUCCGAUACGAACGCCGGACUCCACUACUUUGCAGUUCUAUUGUCUUCCUCCGCCUCACCUUCUGACCACUCUCUUGCAAAAGGAGGAUCUUUCACUACUCGAUGCUACGCCUCCUCUACCAACUUCCCAAUCCCACCUCAUUUCCCCAUCCCCUUCUUCUAUGGAACUCAUGAAAGAGAUAACCAGACUUGAGGUUGAAAUACUUCAAUUGGAGCGUCAUCUUCUUUCUCUUUACCAGAAAGCUUUCCAACAGCAUCUUCCAGUUCUGAUAAGAGAUCGGGGAACUUGUAGUAACGAUAAGAUGGGACCACACCUGCAAGCUACCGAUAAUCAUCCAUGUUACAAACUGGAUUGGGCUCUCUCACAAAGUGAUUCUAACCAUCGCCAUCAAAUCCUCCCUUCAAAUGCAUUGACCUGUUCAAGUUACCAUAUAAAAGCUGCUCCAAGGGCAUCAUCUAGAAAGGAGAAACCACAGGUGGAUUCUGUGCACCGUAGCCUUGCAGAUCAUCUUGGCACUUCUCUCAUGGAUGAUGCCCUUGAUUAUCCCAAUAGAUUGUCCGAAGAGAUCGUCAGAUGCAUAUGUUGUAUUUACUGCAAAUUUUCUGAUCCAGCUCUUCCUCAAAAAGGUCUUUCAGUAUCUUCUAGUUCAUCGUUGUCCUCUUCUAGCACAUUUUCUCCCAGAAAUAUUUCUGGUGGUUGGAGUCCUCAAUUUGAUGAAGAACCUAAAGGGUACAUUGAAGGCCUAAAAGAUGAGGCUGGUCCAUAUGCCGCAACAAUAGAAGUGUUAAAGAUACGUCUUGAUGAUCAGACUUUCCAGUCACUAGUUAAGAGUCUUGAAACUAUUGACCCAAGGAACAUGAAACGUGAGGAGAAGCUUUCAUUUUGGAUAAAUAUUCACAAUGCCUUGGUCAUGCAUGGUUAUUUAGCAUAUGGAACUCAUAAUUUUGUGAGAAGCUCUUCGAUCUUAAAGGCAGCUUAUAAUGUGGGUGGACACUGCAUAAAUGCUCAUACUAUACAAAGUUCAAUUUUAGGAAUCCGGUCACACUACUCAGCACCGUGGCUACAGACACUGCUGAGUCCAAAGAAGAAGCUUAUGACCGGGAGUGCGAGGCACACUUAUUCCCUUGAAUACGCAGAACCUCUAGUUCAUUUUGCGCUUUGUUCGGGGUCAUGCUCCGACCCUCCGGUUCGAGCGUACACGGCAAAGAAUGUAUUUCAGGACCUAAAAGUUGCCAGAGACGAGUUCAUACAGGCGAGUGUAUACAUCCAAAAAGAAACGAAGGUAUACCUGCCAAAACUAGCGCGUCACUUUGCAAGGGAAAUGUCACUAAGCACGAGUGGACUGCUGGAAAUGGUCUGUGCAUGUCUUCCGGAGCUUCAGCAGAAAGCUAUCAGAACAUGCAUGAAGGGUAGAGCUGACAAGUAUAUCUAUUGGGUACCACGCAGCUCAGCUUUUCGAUAUCUAAUCCGCAAGGAGGUAGUCCAAGGAGGAUACCCGUUGAAUUGACAAAAAGAAAGAGCGCCAUUUGUUUUUUUUUUUUUUUUUUCUAUUGGUUUGUUUGUAAAUGAAGGAUCGCGAAUAAAUGGAAUGAUUUCGCGUUGUAUAGAAAGAUGCAAAUGGUUUAUAGUUCUUGACUUCUUGGCUUUCCCCUC
Molecule: messenger RNA, 1904 nt
Organism: Coffea arabica (coffee)
Lineage: Eukaryota; Viridiplantae; Streptophyta; Magnoliopsida; Gentianales; Rubiaceae
Source: RefSeq, a predicted model, not a curated record